Electrophorus electricus (electric eel) is the source of this 2411-nucleotide messenger RNA. It is a transcript of the gene c1ql1l, whose product is annotated as complement component 1, q subcomponent-like 1-like. Gene Ontology annotation, molecular function: protein binding. The record is from RefSeq and is a predicted model, not a curated record. NCBI's taxonomy places the organism in Eukaryota, Metazoa, Chordata, Actinopteri, Gymnotiformes, Gymnotidae.
CUUCUCUGCUCAACCUUCUAAGCACAUGCCUUGCAUAUCUCUCCUGUCUUUAUUCGUCCUCUUUCUCUCUUUGUCUGUCUCUCUCUCUCUCUCUCUCUCUCUCUCACACACACACACACACACACAAACGUGCUCACACACUUUCGAGGACCAUCCAGCCAGUGCCCCUCUGUCCUGUGCCUCUACGUCUGUGUUGACAAGUGGAGGGAGCAGCUUGCCUCUCUCCUCUGGCACUCAUCAUUCCGGCACGUGGUGAAAGCUCUGCGCUGGCGGCCCAGCCUCUUUCCCGGUUCAGCCUGGGACGAAAGACGCUGCUGGGAGCUGCCACCGCUGUCAUGUUGCUCCUUAUCCUCGUGGUCCUCAUCCCCAUCCUGGUCAGCUCUGUCAGCACCGGAGCCGAUGACGCCGGCCACUACGAGAUGCUGGGAACUUGCCGCAUGGUUUGCGAUCCAUACCUGGACAAAGGCAUAAGCACGGGUACUGGCACAGGUACGGGUACGGGUACUGGCACUGGCACGGGUACGGGUACGGGUACGGGCACUGGAACAGGAAUGGGUACGGGUACUGGCACUGGCACAGGUACGGGUACGGGUACGGGCACUGGUAUGGGCACAGGCACGGAGGCAACGCUUACCCAAGCAGAGGCACUGAGUGACCACAGCAUGGGCCCCCAAAUGCCCACACAUGUGCAGAGGCCACAGGGCAGGCCUGGACGGCCAGGGAAGCCUGGGCCACCUGGACCCCCAGGACCGCCCGGAGAGCCAGGUCCCCCAGGACCCGUAGGGCCACCUGGGGAAAAGAGUGAUCUGGAGCAGACAGGAAUCUUCACUCUGGGAGGGAGAGUCGUGACACGCAAAAGCGCAGCCACCUACGGAACGGUUCCUCGUGUGGCAUUCUAUGCGGGGCUGCGGAACCCACAGGAGGGCUACGAAAUCCUGAGGUUUGAUGAUGUGGUGACCAACAUUGGCAACAAUUAUGACAGCUCAUCAGGGAAGUUUGUGUGUAAGACUCCUGGGACAUACUUCUUCACCUACAACGUAUUGAUGAGGGGUGGGGAUGGAACCAGUAUGUGGGCGGAUCUUCUGAAAAACGGACAGGUGAGGGCCAGUGCUAUAGCGCAGGACCAGGACCAGAGCUACGAUUAUGCCUCGAACACUGUGAUCCUGCAUCUGGACCCUGGAGAUGAGAUCUUCAUCAAGCUGGAUGGGGGCAAAGCUCAUGGUGGGAAUAGCAACAAGUACAGCACCUUCUCUGGCUUCAUCCUCUACUCUGAUUAGAGAGUCAAGGAUCAAAUGGUACAGAGGACAAGGCAAUCAGAAGAUCAAGCUUUAUGAGUUCCCAAAGCAGGAAAUUUAGAAUCUUGUCCUCCAUAGUGGGAAAGACAGAUGGGACUUCACUGAUUUGCCUAAAGAAGGAAGAGCUAAAUUAGGACUAUUCUUAAUUUAGCUAAUGGGGUUGACCAAAAGACUCAUUAAUUAGAAGAUACGAUGCUUUUUUCCCUCUUACAAACUGACAUAUUGUCAGUGUUUUAAUUAUGAUGUCUCUUUAAAGACAUAUUUAGACAGUCACAUGUGGUUGUUUGGUCGACUCACUGAUUUGUUUGCUUCUACUCAUGUGAAUAUCUACAGUAUAUUAAAUCUACACUACCUAUUUUGAUUUCCAAAUGUUCAUCCACUCCUAGCUGUUCCACUUACAGGUUGGAAAAACAGACAUGAAUAAUGAUCCUGAUUAUCCAGUCCUGCUGCCUAAAUGUAGUCCCAGAGAUCAGUAGAUCAGUAGCAAAGCUCUGUUUGACUCUCUCCUUCACUCCUGGGAGUUACAAUUUAGCUGUGGGGUGAGGUGGUGAGCGUUGCUUCUGAACAGUAGCCAUCAGAUGAGAACCAAGCCAUGUUACAAAUAGCCAUUUAAUAAAUGCAUAGUCUGUGUGUCUCUUUUCAUGUCUUAGAAUCUGCAAUGCUAUGCGUCAUGUGUAAUAACUGACCUUCUGAGAAACUAUACCCAGUUAUGGGAUUGGUAUGUGCCCUGGUCCCAACACUCUAUCCAGAUAGUAUUAAUAUUUGUCUCCAUUGAUACAAAUUAUGUGGAAAUAGAUAUGCUUGCACUUUCUUAAAUAUGUCUUACUAUGUUUAACCAAAACUAUGGAAUUGGGCAGGGCAGGGGGUGUACUGCGGAAUGGCAUGUACUUAUUGCAUGGUGUGCUGCCGAUAGUCCUGAGAAGGAAGAGACCGAAGCACCAUUCAGAAAUAUCCCUAAAGGCCAUUCUUCUGAAAUAAAAAGCUUGAAAGAUGCAGCAAGUCCUGCCCAGCAUUUGUAAAGAAUCAGUAAUUGGCUGUAUGUAUCUGGAUGUAUCUGUUGUAUGUGAAAUGCAAACUAUAGCUAUACUUUUGCUAGUAAAUGGAGAUUUUGUUACA